CAAAUGAAUGAUAAUAACUAGUUUAGUUGAAUGUCUUUAAAAAUUUUAAGAAACCCUAUUUAACUUUAAUUGUUCGUGUUCAGUGAUCCGUGGACACUAAAAUAGAACUGGACAAAGUGGAUCCGUUAUAAGAAACUUCAAAAUGAGUUUGUCUAGAUCCUGCUUAUCCAACAGGACCAUGAAUGGAAAGAUAUCUUCUCUCGUAGAACAGCAUGGGUCGGCGGGUACACUACGCCCCUCGGCGGUGGCACGGGUUGGACAGGCCGUCAACUGUGCUGUCGAGCGAUUCGUUACCGUCGGGGAAACCAUCGCCGACGACUAUCCCGAAGUCAGACAGGGGAUGUAUGAAGCAUGUAAAGAGGCUAGGCAAGCCGGGGGACUGAUAGAACAUAUCUGCGAAGAGACCGACGAGGAAGUUUUACCUGACAGAAGUACUCUCAUUCGGGGUGCCAGGUGUCUUUUAGGUGCCAUAACUAGAGUUCUUCUACUAGCGGAUAUUGUAGUUGUGAAGCAACUUCUUUUAGCCAAAGACAAGGUCUCCCACAGUCUGGAUCGACUCGAAUCAGUAAACAACUUCACGGAGUUUGUGAAGGCAUUCAGUCAGUUCGGCGCGGAGAUGGUCGAACUGGCCCAUUUGACGGGGGACAGGCAAAACGACCUGAAGGACGAAAGGAGGAGAGCCCAAAUGGCGGCGGCAAGACAAGUAUUAGAACGGUCGACCAUGAUGUUGCUUACAUCUAGUAAAACAUGUUUAAGGCAUCCAGACUGCACAGCUGCGAGGGAAAAUAGGGAUACGGUCUUCUGCCAAAUGAGGAGGGCAAUGGACCUUAUUCAUUUUGUUGUGAAAGAUGGUGUUUUGAACAAUAGUUCAGAAUCAAGUGUGCAGUCAACGCACCGAGAAGAACUGGAGAGUGACAGAGGUACUGCAUAUGCAUGUAUGAGGCAUCUGCAGAACCUGUUAGAACAUAGUAAAACUACUAUGGAUCCUUCGUGUCAAGAGACUUUACCAGCUGCUUUAGAAGCUGUUUUAGAAAGAACUCAGGACUUCACUGAUAGUGCCUAUACUAGCCAUGAGCAUAGAGAAGCCAUUUUAGAAUGUAGCGAAAGAUUGAAAGCUGAGUUGGAUCACCUUUUAGGGCUUUAUGCCAAUAUUGUAAGCCUUCAAUUGGGGUUUGAGGGUUCUGCGAACUGCCCUGAGAUUGAAAACUCUGUACAAGACUGUAUAAAUUCGGCAAGAGACUUGUCAAAACAUUUAGCAAACGCUGCCAUUCACCAAGCUCAAGAUUUAAGCACUGCUACCAAACAGGGAUUGGAACUUGUAUCUGCUAUAAGACAACAGUCUCUGAUGAGUGAGAUCGAUAGACUUCAUCAUACCUCUAAUGCCUUUCAGGAUUCUAUAGACCAUAUCUUAGAAGUCUGUAAACUAUUAAGACAUGUUGCGGUUUCCGAAACACUUCAAGUGUCUGCGAAGUUUACUGAAAUCAACUUAAAAGUUUAUGGACCACAAGUCGUAACUGCGGCUAAAUCGUUAGCUGCAUAUCCAGGAAGUAAAAUAGCUCAAGAAAAUUUAGAAGUAUUCGCUGAUAUGUACCAGUGGUUAGUGUCAGAUGUAACAACAAUAGUGAAAGACGUUUUAGACGCUAGUCAAGCGAAACCCGACAAACAAGUCUAUAUGUCUUUGCCAAGGCCAGGGAAACAUGGAACAACAUCAAAACCGUUAAAAUCUGUACGUUUGGACGUGGAGGAACAAGAAAAAAUUGCAAAGUCUGGUUUGGAAAUGAAAUUGAUAACCAGCGAAAUGGACGCAGAAACAGAAAAAUGGCAAGAGAGUAACAAUUCUCAAAUGGAGGAAAACAACGAUAUUGUUAAAAGGGCUAAAAAUAUGUCGGCAAUGGCAUUUUCCAUGUACCAGUUUACUAAAGGUGAAGGAGCGUUGAAAACUACUCAGGAUUUAUUUACACAAGCGGAGUAUUUUGCUGAAGAAGCAAACAGAUUGUACAAAGUAAUACGACAAUUCAGUUAUCAGGUGCCUGGGGGAUCAAAUAAAAAGGAGCUAUUGGAAAAUUUGGAUAAAGUGCCAACGUUUGUUCAAAGAUUGCAAUUUACCGUUAAAGACCACACUGUUGGCAAAGCCGCCACAUUUACAAAAGUGGAUAACGUCAUUCAGGAGACAAAGAAUUUAAUGAACGUUAUUUCGAAAGUGGUAACUACCUGUUUCGAAUGUGCUACGAAGUAUAAGCUAGAGUUCAGAGGAGCUGGUGCUGGCACUGGACGUGGCGUAGGCGGCGACGGCAGCUCAUCUAGUGGUGGCGCCAGCGGCGGCGACAACAAAGGCGGCAGCGCCACUGGACAAGACCAGAGCUUAUGACAGUUGGGGAUGUCCCGGCGCAACAAAGGGGACUCGAGACGUACUCGAGUCUCCUUCCUGUUGUUCUAGGACAUCUGCCCCCAGCUGCUUUUGUACUUCUUUUGUAACUGUGUAUAGAGGUAUUUUCGUAUAAAGCGGGCAUCUUCGAACAAAUAAUUUUUUAUACAAAUAGAUGGUGCCUCAAAAUACCAAAUAUUAUUGUGCAUUACAAAUAGAUUUUUAUAGAUUCAAGCAAGCACCACAACUAAUUCAGGAUAUGUACAAUAUGUCUAUCAAAUGCAAGGCCAAUGUGUUUUAAAUAAGUUACAGUACAAAUUAUUUAUACAAUACGAAAAGAGUUUAAUCCAUCUGAAUUCUGAAAGAGACAACAUGAACAAUAUAGACAGUAUGGGGCAGACUUCUACUGUCUCUGUUAUGCAUGAUGUCUCUCUCUAAAUUCAGAUGGGUUAAACGCUCUUCUUACUGUAUACGAAAAAUCUAAUGAAAUGAAAUCAAUCACUUAGAAGAAACAUGUUUUUAUAUGUCUCUAAUGAAUUGUUUAUUUAUAUUUUUGAUUUCUUUAUAGAUUCUCUCAAAAAUAAUCAAAUUAUUUUUGUAAUUGUACCAAAAAAUAUCUUGCUUGGAUUUAUAGAUUAAAUUAUUAUUACAUUAGGCUAACGAUUCAAUUAUUUUACCAAAGAUUUUAUAUUACUUAACCAAAUAUAUUUUUAUUUAAGUUUGAAUUAUAUAUUUUUUAUAAAAAAUCCAUAUUUUUGUAGUCAUUACAUAUUUUUUAGAACAAGCUUCGGAACGAUCACACAAGAUAAUUUAGAAGAUACAGGGUGAAAAUGAAAAUAUUUUUGAAACUAUUUUUUUGACAACAGUAGACUAGAUAAGACAUAAUUGUGAGAUUGUCGUGUUUAAUUUAUAAUUAUCAAUAUGCGUGUUUAUUGUCUUCCAUGUAAGGCCAAAUAUUUAGGUAUAUUUGUAAAAAUUCUUAUGAUGGCUAAUUAUAAAAUGGAAUACAGGGAAAUACAUGGAUGUUAGUUAAAUUAUUGUCGUGUGAAUUAAGACAAUCAAUAUUUUUAUAAAGACUGUUUUGUUAUUUCAUUUUGGAUGGCGUCUGUAUUUCAAUUUAUUGAGACAUUAACCAGUUUAAAAGUUGCUUAAUGCUUAAACAGCUUUAUAAGGUUUUUAUUAGAAGGAAAACAAAUUAAUCGUUACUACAUUAAAAAAUAGGAUUUCCCUUAAGAUAUUCAUUCGAUGGUGUCUCAAUAAAUUAAAAUAUUGUACUUGAUUUAAAUGCAAAAAAUCAAGGUAAAUUUCGAAGUUUGUUCUAUUAUUAUUAUUAUAUUUAUACAUGUAUUUUGUAUGUUAUCUAAUGUUAGAGCAGUCUUGCUGCAACAUGUACUCAUUUGUUAAUAAUACUAGUGAGAAAUUAUUCUAAAGUCAUUGGAUGGUGUUUAUUUGUAAUAAUCGGAUCAAUUGUUCAGAAUAAGAAUUGUAAAAAUUUAAUAACAAUACACAGAAAUUGAAAAUCCAUAAAAAUGUGUUUGUAUUGUUAUAAAAAUUUUAAUGUUGAAUCAGCAGUGAAAAGAAAGGAGAAGUAACAAUCAUGUUAAUAUAACCUUACACCAAUCAUUUCUCAAAACUCCAAUUUGAUUGUAAUAUAGAUACAUUUUAUAGUUGUUUUCUAUAUUCUAGUAUAAUAAAUUAAUGUGAUCUCUUAAUACUACUUCUCUCGGUAUAUAUGUAUACUGCUUUUGCUUUUAGUUAUUAACUUAAUUAUCUUUAAAUGUGAAAAUAUAUUUAUCAUAUUAAUACAAAUUUUCCCAAAUAAAUAAUGUUGAUAAUUAAUAUUCGAUGUUUACUUAUAAUAGAUAAUAUUUAUAAUCGCAUUCCUUGAUAUAACAUGUUCGAAAUACCAUAAUCACUACAAUAAUACUCCAAAAAGUAUGAUCUCGAAAUUUUUCGUUACAUUCCAUAAUCAUCAAUAUAAGUAAAAUUAAAUUCUUACAAAUCAAAAAUUUUAUUUUAGUUAACCGGAAUCAUUUACAGAGCAAUUUUAUAAACUUGUAUUAGUAUGAUAAAUUGUGUAUUUGAUAGAACCAUUAUUUUUUAGAAUAUAACGUUAAAGCAAAUAUAAAUAUAUGAUAUUCAUGUUGUGCCUGUAAAAUAAUUACAGUGAGCUACUUGGUAGUUUUAAUUUCUAACAGACUGUAAAUUUGUAUAAAAUGAAUUUAAUUUUAUAAAUUUACGUUGUCGAAAUUCCUCUAUUAUACCAAAGGUAAAUUAGUUUUCUGAAUGUAGUUAUAUAAUAUAGAAGAGACCUAUAAUGAUAUUUUCGUGACCAGUAGAUUUUAGAUUUUGUACCUUUUAAAUUGUAUACUUAAUCAUUGUUAUAUUAUAAUCAGACAUUUGUGAAGAUAUAAUGUGUGGCUAUGGAUAAGGCAAAUUCUCUUGUUGGUGUUUUGAAAGUAUAUAUUGAGCGGUUAAUUAAUAUAUCUUAAAUAAUA
Messenger RNA from Aethina tumida (small hive beetle), 4863 nucleotides. RefSeq names its product alpha-catulin. NCBI's taxonomy places the organism in Eukaryota, Metazoa, Arthropoda, Insecta, Coleoptera, Nitidulidae. Gene Ontology annotation, molecular function: cadherin binding; actin filament binding. Bases 143 to 2368 code for a protein of 741 amino acids. Gene Ontology annotation, biological process: Rho protein signal transduction; cell adhesion. The record is from RefSeq and is a predicted model, not a curated record. The transcript has 12 exons.